Molecule: messenger RNA, 2133 nt
Organism: Phytomonas sp. EM1
Lineage: Eukaryota; Euglenozoa; Kinetoplastea; Trypanosomatida; Trypanosomatidae
Source: the annotation of a GenBank genome assembly
AUGUCCUCGCUUGCAGCGGCACUUGCUGAACCCCACCCGCUUGUAGUGUUUGAGUCUGUCAAACUUGACUCAUUGAGGGAUCCAAUGUUUUUACAUGAUCGACUCUCAGAGUAUUUUUCCUCGUCGGAUGCUGUCUUGAAACAAUCUCUAGAUGUCUUUCAGCGUCUCCAUAGGCUAGAACAACGCUGUACACGAGAUGAAUGGGCUGAAGAGAGAUUAAAACAAUAUGAGAAACAGCUGAAGCAUUCAGCCAUGCAACCCAAGGAUCCUGAAAGUGUCCUCAAGGAUUUGAUCGCUAACCCACUCCCACUUGUAACCGAUGCUGAGGUCGAUGCCUUUAUUACAGCCUUGACACCUACGCAGCUCAGAACACUGAGACGUAUGCACGCGGUAGAGAAGGUUGACGAUUUCGAGUAUAUGUGGGAUUUAGAAGAAAUACAUGAUACAUCGGUUCAUGAAAAAAAGUUAACUAUCAAUACCUACUCUACUCACGGCGCCUCCGUGGCUCCACCGUCCGUCACGCACAAAUCAGUAUUAGGAAGCAUAGGAGACUGUAAGCCUCCCAGAGUUGCUAUUACGCCAAUGGAUCCACUUUUUCCUAACUCCAGGACGAUUGAUAAAAAUGUAACUGAGAACAUACCAAAUAUCGAUACCUCGAGCACUCCACUAGCUGAACCUGCGUGUACGGUUGAAGUGUCGUAUACUAUUGGUGUUGAUACUAUGAGCUCUGGUGGUGAUGACGAGUCCACAGGGUCCUUUUGUCGGUUUUCUAGAAUGGCAAUUGCACGAGCUGAGAAACGGUUAUUGUUCGAGGAUAAUGCUGAAGUUCGCGAUUUGUCUAAAGGGGAGGCUACUGCGCCAAUGACUCCGAAGGAGCACUUCGAUGCUCAAAUUUUUGUAGAAAAGCCUAGGAAUGGCAUGGACCAGCUACAGGGUAAUGAUAUAUCCCAUCUUCCACCGUUUUCUUUGAAUCUAAUCAAUGGUGAUAUGGGCUCUGUGGGGCAAUUGGAUGGCAGUCAGUCCGUGGAAAAAAGGUUGAGUAAUCAUGAAUUUGCCCUAGCUCCCACAGAAACCAUCCAUACCGCGAGUGACUUUUACAAAGGGCAUGCACAAAGUACACACACUAGCGCCAGAAGGGAAGAUAGAUCUGAUAUAGAGUUAUUGAGCGGAUAUGUGCGAAACAUUCUUCUUUUAAAUAAGGUUCGAGAAAGGGAUGAGCUGGGCCUCAGGCACAUGAUCUACAGGGAAGCCCAACAGGAAAUUACUGCGGUCAUUGCACAGUUCACUCCCACUAUAGAGCAACUUCUGGUGCUGCUAAAGGAGGUAAAUGCAAUUUUACCUGCGUUUAACAGUCUGGAGCGAUCUGCACUGAGUGACCACAUUGAGAAUCCUGCUAAUUUUCUGCUCAUCCCACGCUACACCCUUCGCUGUGCUGACUUCACAUGCGGUACUACUUUCUCGACAACCGUCAUGCGCAUUAGGUGUGGGCGAUGUGGUCAGGUCUACUGCCCACAGUGCUGUCGAGAACGCGGCUUAGGGCCUGACGUGUGUUUAGGCAACCAGCGUGUUAGCCUUGGGUGGGAGCCUAUUUGUGUUUCUUGCUGGAACGUGUGUAAGGCGCGGCAAAAAAUUGACCAGGAACGUUCACGUCAGCGUCUUAUCACGCGUAGCGUAGAUGGUGACAAAUUCCGAGUUCUAUUUUCCAUGUCGUCAUCGAUUUGUAAGGGGAAUAGUGAUCCUGUGGUUCUUGGUGAUAAUAAACUAAAUUCUCUUCAAUGUAAUUCACAGAACACAACUAAUAGAGUUGCUGAGCAAUCUCCAGGUGCAUUUGGCAGCCACGAACGUCUAGAGGAUGGUUUCGCAGUGUUUCACGUCAUUGCCGGUGUAGAUAGUCAUGUGGGCUUGAGUGAUUCCUGGACAUACCGGAUCGCGAAAAUCCGAGGUUCACUGCAAUGCUUAUGGCAAAGUACAGGCAUUUUAGCGAGUAAAAUAGUAACGAAUGCAGCACAUCAGUUAAAGAAUCAACAUAAGCAUCGCGUCAAGCAAAUCAUACUACCUGUGUUUCAAAAAAAAGGGGACAAAGUCUCUGUAUCACUCCCUACCGAAGAAAGGGGUGAGAAUAAUGUUAGGUAG